AUGACUCUAAAGACACUCCUUCAUACUACAAUUAGAGAUCUACAUGCCCUCCAUGUUUACCGCAACUGGGAUGAUGCCGCCACAUACGAAUCAAAACUCACAUCCACCGUAUCUCAACUACUACAACUAUUAAACUUCACCAAAGGACAAACUCAACUUAAACUUGACUCUAGCGUGGGGGCGUUUCGUGUGUGGUGUUAUGGAAGUGCACCUGAUUAUCACGAUAACAUCAUCGACUAUCUACAAAAGCUAAAACUGGGGCAGAGCACUGUUGGUAUAUUACGACAGUUGAUUGAGCUACUAACUGAGAAAACACCCACGAACAUCAAAGACGAGUAUUCGACUAUAUUCCUCAAGUUGUCUAGAAUAGUGGAGAAACUAAUCAAGCAUCACACCAUUUCGCAAAUACAUUUGAUAAAGUACGUUUCAGGGUGUUUCCAGUACGAAAACAAAUACUAUAGUCAACUACACAACAAGUUCACCACUAUCGAUGACGACACAGUGCAGAUUGCGGAAUUCAUGGAUAGUUUCCUAAGCGAUGUCGAGUUUCCUGAGGAAGACAGUAUAUUCAACUAUGAAAGCGACCUGCAAGAUACACCAUUAAACCUCCAAUCCAACCAAGAUGCAUUUGUUAAAUUGUUUCGAAAAGUAGUUAAUGUAAUCAACAUCAAAACAGACGUAAACCACGACAAGCUAGCGUCGAUCUUUGUCCAAUUAUACAAGAACCAACAGGGUAUAGACUAUUUCGAGGACUCUCAGGAUAGCAUGACUGGGUGCUUGACUGAGUUACUCACUGGUCUAGGUGAAGAACACCAGGAAAUACUCCCGAAAAGCUUUGCCGAAAUCAACAAGAAAGUUAUCCUCAAAGCCACAUCUAACUCCCAACAACAACAAGCCCAGCUCUUCGCGGAUCUCAAAGUAAUGAUAUCCCUCUUUAACGAUCUACAACUAGACUUUGAACCCGAGUUUCCCUGGCUUGUACGGCAUUACAUGAAACUCAUGUUUACGAAACUACCCACGAUAGUUAACCCGCAAGACUGGGAAUAUCUUGCCCUGAUCAUGGCACUAGCCCAGGAAAUUCUCGCGCAUGAUGCCAACCCCGUAAUGGACCAGGUUCACAAGUUUAAACAGUUGCAUUUGCUUUUAUGCAAAGAGAAUUUCUUACUUGAUGACUCAACAUUAUUGAUGAGGGCCAGCACCCAGGAUUAUUACCGAAUGAAGGAAAUGGUGGAGGUUACCUGGCAGGGGUGGCGAGAGAAGUGGUGGAAAUGUUUCCAAUUACAGAGUGUGCUUGCUGACUGUGAAGUCAACCACGAGAAUAAGUUACGACAACAUUUUACCAAGCUCUGGUUUGGAAGAUUCAAGAAACUUGACCGGAUCAAGAAUGAAGUGGGGGUGUUUUAUCAGUAUGAAUUAGCCAGAAAGUAUUUGAUCCAGUGGAGGAAAGCUGUUGCUCAACAUAUCCAAUCUAUGCAUGUAGCUGAUAGAUUGCCCCUCAAGAAGUUUCUUCAUACAUGGAAGACAACAUAUACCGUCAAGACCCAACUUGAACAAAAAUGUCGAGAAGUCACACUUAAUAAAUACUUUACCCUUAUCAAGAAGGUAUAUUCGGCUAACCAAGCUAAUCUCCAAUUGGCAAUCGACAAGAAUCGACAAUUUGAGAACGAUAGGAAUGACCGGAUAUACUCAUACUAUUUCCUCAAAUGGUAUUUGAAAAUGGAUUCCUCAGACUCUCCUGAAUCACUAAGUGAGAAACUCGUCCAGUUGAAGAAACUAGAGCGGAAGUUUAUUCUUUGUGUGUAUUUCAACAAGUUGAUGCACGCGUAUGACUUGGCGGUUAAAGUUCAUCAAUUUCGAAGAAAUAAAGACGGAUAUUUAAUUCAGAAAAUUUUUAAUUUUUGGGGCAGGAGUUGGACACUUCGAGACAAGUCAAAUGGUAUUAUUUACUCAAGGAAUAUGGAUCUACAAGCGAAAGUGUUGCAACAUUGGAGCAAGUCAUUGAGUCAACAGCAUCAAGCAGACCAGUUCUAUAAAUCAAAACUAAAAACCAAAUUCAUUGCUCUAUUAAAGCAAAGAAUAUUUAAUACUCAACAAGAAGAGAAGUUUAAUGCUGUGAUUACUAAGCGUUAUUUUAAAUUAUGGUUGACUAAUUAUAAAUUAUCGCAAGUGAUGAUACACAAGGAUCAACAGGUAAAACUUGCUGCAUUGCAACUAUGGAUGGAGAGAACCAAUUCCGUGUUGACUAGUGAAAUUGAUACUAGUAACUACUAUAAUGAAAGUUUAAUAAGGAGCACAUUUCACAAUUGGCAGAAUUAUGUCAACGCUGUAUCUGCAUAUGAUGAGAAGGCAAUAACAUUUGUCAAACAACGAUAUUUCAACAAACUCAAGAAGAAAUACAAGCAGUGUACAAUUGAGUUGCCUGCCCGCUACCAAACCAACAGACUAGCUGAUGUCAUUGCAUUAAAGUAUACACUCACAAUCUGGCAUCAACGAUACAAUGAACAAUUUGAACUUCGAGCUCAGGGUAAGAUUAAACAACUCCACAAACAAGUAACACGUCCAUUACUAUUGAAGCGAUAUUUGAGUAAAUGGGUCAUGAAGUACGAUAAAUUGAAUGAGUUAGAAGAAUUAGCUCAUGAGUUCACUCUGUGGAUGCAAUUGGCAAAACCGCAACUUGAUCUCUGGAUAUACAAGACCCAGCACCAGUCAGCCAUGAAUGAAGAAGCAGAAGCAUUUGAGGCCGAGUACAAGAUAAGGAGAUUCUUCACCAUUUGGCAAGACCACCAUAGUCGAGCCCAGGAGUUGCUUGAAACGUAUGAGGACUAUAUCGCUAACAAGAACUUUACACUAGUUAGUGAAUGCAUCAAGGCGUGGAAUCUAAAAUAUCACAAGAAUAUCAAACGACACCAGGCCCAGCAUCAGUUUCUCGUGGCCAAGUUUGAGCAUGCCAAAAAGAGAUCGAUAUUUGACUUGUGGAGAUACAAGUAUGAACAUAAUCAGGAUUUCGAAUUGGCUAAUAGUACAAUCAUAAGCACUCUGUCGCCAUUAGCUAAACGAACCCAACGACAACGGCAAUCGCAAACACAAGUGUCGACUCCGGUUAAACAAGUGGGAAAUAUAAGUCCGGCCCGACUACAAGAGACCACACAACGAUUGAAAACAGAAAAGAUUGGGGCGCUAAUUAAACAUUAUGGCCAAGUGAAACUCCCACAAAACUACGUUAGACUUUCUCCACCGAGAACAAGAGGGACCGUUCCUGCUCGACCCAACUUCAAUCAGAUUCUAACUGAUGAAGAUGAGUAUGAAGAAUAUGCUUCACCAUCACCUUCGGCGAUUGAACUGGCAAAGAGUUUGAACAAAAUUGUCCCGAUAAGGUUUCCUACUGAUGAUGAAGUCAAUCGUCCAAUAUUCUCACCAAUAUCGACUAUAAAACAAAGAUAUAGAAAUACCUAGACUAUGUAUUAUAUACUUUGAUUGAUUAACGAAUAAACCCCUUUUUUUUUAUUUUUACUUCAGAGUUUCCUUUUCAUUUACAUACACGUGUAAGUAAUCACCAGUGACCACUGUAGAUCUCAAUAAAUCCAACCAGGUGUUAGCUUUGCCUAUUGUGACUUCACUGGCAACUGUCUUGAGCAACUGCACGAGCUUUUCUCUAUCUGAUAAGAUCUUGGACAAUGUAUUCACGUUAACACCGAUAAAUGAAUCAAUAGUUUGAAGAUGUUUCCAAGGUUCAGUCAACUUAUUGUGAUGAGUGAUGAUCAAAUCAAAUUGGGUCAAUUGUUCUGGAGUGAGGUCUUCGGUCUUAUUAUAAGCCACUCCUACAUUGUGCAAUUCGCCAAAUCUAGUUACUCCCGUCAUACAUGCUGGAACAUCAAUGUGCACCGACACAUCAGUUAAAUUGUGGUGCAAGAUGUAAUCAUUGGUGUAUUGUAAAGCGUAACCUCCUGGAUAGUUAUAACUAGAAAUGUAUCCGAUUUGUAACGAAAUAAUGGUAGACAAAGCGAUGGUACCAACCAUCAAUAAUAACAAGAUUUUGUUGAGUAAACUGGCACUCCACUUGGUGGAAACGUUAGUUAAUCCGUUGGCAGCUUGUAGAGUGAAUAUUGGAACCACGUAUACAAUAAAUCUCCAUUCUUUGUGAGGUUGGAAUGACAUUGCUAAGAUGUAUAAAACUGAAGAAAUGAACAAGAUCCUUAAGGAGUAUCUUGCCGGAUGUGGAACUACCUUCUUAUCCUUCUCCGCAGUAACGACACCUUCAUCGGUUGGAUCACCGAUCAAACCGGGAAUAGUCAACAACAAAAUAAUUGGGGGUCUGAAUAAUUGCCAAAGAUAUUUCUUAAAGUAAGCACCAAAAGGUUCGACUCCCCAAUUGACAGAUUUUCCUUGGACAACGUUAAACACAAAUGCAUCGAGCUCAGGAAUAAGCACUCUUCCCCAGAAAUAAGAAUCAACAACAGCAGAUAGCAAUCCACCAAUUAUAGCACCUGCAGCCAAGUAAAUAAAACUAUGAAUCAAAUCGGAUUGACCAAAAAAUGCCGAUACAACAGCGAUAAUACCGGCAAAUACACCAACUUCAAGUCUGAAGAUAAUACCUGUGAAUGCUAACCAUGUUAACCCAGACAAGUCACCAGUGAUAAGUUUCCCCACAGAAUAGUUAACCAACGGUAACGCCAAGAAAUUAGGUAAUGUUCUUGAACUGUAGUAUAGCAAAUGAUAUUGGGAGAUCAACAAGACGGUAUACCAAAAUCCAAUUACACCUUUGUUGUUCUUCUUCUUGUCUCUGAAAUUGACCUUGUUCAAUGAUUCUCUAAGGUAGAUCAACAGAAACACAUUAGAAAUGCCCACGAUUGCCCUCACCAACUUUUGUAAUUCCAAUUGAGUGCCUUGGAAGUACUCAAUGCCAAAGAGUGAAUUGAACAACAAGAAAACUUUGGUGACACCGGCGACAAAUAACGAUCCAAUGAAUGUUCUUGGAACAACGCCGGGGAAUUCCACAUGGUCGUAGUUUGACAAUACGGUUUCUUGUGGGAAGACUCCAUAGUUUAAGAUAUCAUGAAUGGCUUGGAUGUUGAACGAUUCCUCCACUUUAGUGAAAGGUGCAAGCACAAGAUGGUAUGAGAGAACGAGAAACAAUAUCGCGUCUAGUGUUCGAUAGUAUUUGUUCAUGGUGUGUACUGUUCAAUUGAGAAAAGAAGAAGAAGAAGAAAGACGUUGAUUUUAAGAUUUGAUCAACAACGGAUUCAACCAUAUGAUCUUGCGGC
Spathaspora passalidarum NRRL Y-27907 is the source of this 5261-nucleotide messenger RNA. It is a transcript of the gene SFI1, whose product is annotated as Sfi1p. The record is from RefSeq and is a predicted model, not a curated record. The coding region runs from base 1 to 3453 and encodes 1150 amino acids. The transcript is spliced from 2 exons. Lineage: Eukaryota; Fungi; Ascomycota; Pichiomycetes; Serinales; Debaryomycetaceae.